This is a messenger RNA of Scomber japonicus (chub mackerel), 2631 nucleotides long. RefSeq names its product extracellular calcium-sensing receptor-like. The transcript is spliced from 9 exons. Bases 1 to 2631 code for a protein of 876 amino acids. Gene Ontology annotation, molecular function: G protein-coupled receptor activity. Gene Ontology annotation, biological process: G protein-coupled receptor signaling pathway. The record is from RefSeq and is a predicted model, not a curated record. Gene Ontology annotation, cellular component: membrane. NCBI's taxonomy places the organism in Eukaryota, Metazoa, Chordata, Actinopteri, Scombriformes, Scombridae.
AUGUGGGCAUUUUUAGAAUUGUUCAUGUACUCCAUGUUAUUAUCUUCAUAUGUUUCCUCUGCUGUGUCUUCCCCUCUUUAUUCCUCCUCUUGCCAGUUACAGGGACAGUUUCAUCUCAAUGGGAUGCACAAGGCCGGAGAUGUGGUUCUGGGUGGGCUGUUUAAAGUACACUUCUUUUCUGUCUCUCCUGACCUGUCUUUUACCUCAAAGCCACAAAAGAUUACCUGCCAGGGUUUUGAUGUUCUAGGAUUUAGACAUGCACAGACAAUGGCAUUUGCUGUUAAUGAGAUCAACAGAAACUCCAACCUGCUGCCUAAUGUGACCCUGGGAUACAGUCUGUAUGAUAACUGCGUCAAUCUAGGAAUUGGAUUUCGUGCAGCACUGUCAUUAGUCAGUGGUCAAGGAGAAGAAUUUAUACUACAAAAGAGCUGUGUAGGAGCACCUCCAGUCCUGGGGAUUGUGGGUGAUUCUUAUUCUCAACCUACUAUUGCCAUCUCCACUGCCUUAGGUUUGUACAGAGUGCCUAUGGUGAGUUAUUUUGCCACAUGUUCCUGCCUGAGUGAUCGGCAAAAGUUUCCAUCCUUCUUUAGGACAAUCCCAAGUGAUGCUUUCCAGGUGCGGGCUAUGAUUCAGAUUCUUAAACGGUUCGGCUGGACUUGGGCAGGUCUGCUCGUCAGUGAUGAUGAUUAUGGACUCCAUGCUGCUCGAUCAUUCCAAGCUGACCUGGCUCAGUCUGGUGGAGGUUGUCUGGCCUAUUUGGAAGUUUUGCCCUGGGGUAAUGACCCAGCUGAGCUACGCAGGAUUGUGGAUAUAAUGAGGAAAUCAACAGCUCGUGUGGUCAUUGUAUUUGCGCAUGAGAGUCACAUGAUUUACCUCAUGAAAGAGGUGAUGAAACAGAAUGUGACAGGCCAUCAGUGGAUUGCCAGUGAAGCCUGGACAGCAGGUGCUGUGCUCCAGACCCCCGACCUCAUGCCAUACUUGGGUGGCACACUGGGCAUUGCCAUCCGUCGAGGAGAAAUACCUGGCCUAAAGGAUUUUCUGUUAAGAACACGUCCAGACCUACAUCACAACAACAGUUAUGAAAAUAACAUGGUAAAUCAAUUUUGGGAACACACAUUUCAGUGCAGAUUUGCACCAUCUUCAUCAGGUUGGUUGGAAUCUGGGGGAGCACUAUGCACAGGAGAUGAGAAUUUAGAAAAUGUGGAGACUGAGUUUUUGGAUGUGUCUAACCUCAGGCCAGAGUAUAAUAUUUAUAAAGCUGUGUAUGCUCUGGCGCAUGCUCUUGAUAACAUGCUGCAGUGUGUGCCAGGCAAAGGGCCUUUCAGCAGCCGCAGCUGUGCCACUUUGCAAAGACUGGAGCCGUGGCAGAUUGUGCAUUAUUUACAAAAUGUCAACUUCACCACACCAUUUGGUGAUCAAGUGUCAUUUGAUGAGAAUGGUGAUGCUUUACCAAUAUAUGACAUUAUGAACUGGCACUGGCUCCCUGAUGGAAGAACAAAAGUUCAAACUGUGGGUGCAGUUAAGAAGUCAGUGAUCAAAGGCGAAGAAUUCACAAUUGAUGAGGACAAAAUCUUCUGGAACUUUCAAUCCAAAGAGCCACCCCGGUCAGUGUGCAGUGAAAGCUGUCCUCCAGGUACUCGCAUGGCCAGAAUGAAGGGUCAACCUGAGUGCUGUUUUGACUGCAUCCCUUGUUCAGAGGGAAAGAUCAGUAAUGUGACUGACGCUACAGAGUGCACAAAUUGUCCAGAAGACUUCUGGUCUAGCCCUCAGCGUGACCACUGUGUUGCUAAGAAAACAGAAUUCCUCUCCUACCAUGAGCCUCUUGGUAUCUGCUUAACCACCACAUCAUUGCUGGGCACAUUAAUCUGUGCUGUUGUCCUGGGGAUUUUCAUCUAUCAUCGCAGCACACCCAUGGUACGCGCCAACAAUUCAGAACUGAGUUUUCUGCUCUUAAUCUCACUUAAACUGUGUUUUCUGUGCUCACUGCUGUUCAUCGGCCGCCCCAGACUAUGGACAUGCCAGUUGAGACAUGCAGCAUUUGGAAUCAGCUUUGUGCUUUGUGUCUCAUGUAUCCUGGUGAAAACCAUGGUGGUUCUGGCUGUUUUUAAGGCCUCCAAACCAGGAGGUGGAGCCAGUCUGAAGUGGUUUGGUGCUAUGCAGCAGAGAGGGACAGUUCUGGCUCUUACAUCAAUCCAGGCAGCAAUCUGUACUACGUGGCUUGUCACAUCUUCACCAGCUCCUCAUAAAAACACUCAAUACCACAAUGACAAGAUAGUUUAUGAAUGUGUAGUUGGGUCCACUAUUGGGUUUGCAGUGUUGCUGGGUUAUAUUGGCCUACUGGCUAUCCUCAGCUUCCUGCUAGCAUUUCUGGCAAGGAAUCUUCCAGACAACUUCAAUGAGGCCAAAUUCAUCACUUUUAGUAUGCUGAUCUUCUGUGCAGUGUGGGUGGCCUUUGUCCCUGCUUAUGUCAACUCCCCAGGCAAAUAUGCAGAUGCAGUGGAGGUAUUUGCCAUUCUGGCCUCCAGUUUUGGCCUCUUAGUGGCUCUGUUUGGCCCCAAAUGUUACAUAAUCCUGCUGAGACCAGAGAGAAACACAAAGAAAGCGAUCAUGGGUCGGGGCAUCAACAAAUGA